AUGGUACUUACAAAGGAAUCCUCAAACAAAAUCUUCGGAGGAUAUCAAAAAAUAUUUUCUCACGAUUCAGAAGAAGUGUGUUGCAAAAUGAGGUUUGGUGUUUAUUUGCCACCACAAGUGGAUGAAAAUAAGAAGUUGCCCGUUAUUUAUUGGCUUUCUGGUUUAACUUGUAGCAAAGCUAAUUUUAUUGAAAAAUCAGGAGCUCAAAGAUAUGCAGCAGAAUAUGGUAUCAUAAUUGUUAAUUCAGAUACUUCUCCAAGAGGCCUAAAUAUUCCUGGUGGUUCUGAAAAUUGGGAUAUUGGAGUUGGAACAGGGUUUUAUGUAAAUUCCACCAAAGAACCAUGGAAAAAAAUUACAGAAUGUUUAGUUAUAUUAUCUCAGAAUUACCAAAACUUAUCAAUAAUAAUUUCCCUGCAGCAGAGGGAUUGCCCUGAUAUCUGCAUUAAAAAAUCAAGAAAUGUACAAAUCUGUAUCUGCUUUCGCUCCCAUUUGCAAUCCUUCAGUUUGCCCUUGGGGAAUAAAAACUUUUACAGGGUACUUGGGAUCUGA
Molecule: messenger RNA, 549 nt
Organism: Psylliodes chrysocephalus
Lineage: Eukaryota; Metazoa; Arthropoda; Insecta; Coleoptera; Chrysomelidae
Source: the annotation of a GenBank genome assembly